AUGGCACCGACUUCAACCCAACCAGAUUUGACAGCUACUUCAAGAGGAUACCAAUUUGGUGAAAGGGGAUCUCAUAACAUUUCGCUUGGAGGUCCACAUCCUUACCGAAGGGUAACUUUUGAAAAUCCUUUAGAUGCAAGAAAACAUAUGCUUGAACAUGGAGCUGCUGUUUUUCGAGUUUUUGCUCGUAAAGGAUAUGAUGAAGGAGAAGCAGGGCAUUGCUCAUUACGUGACCCAAUUGAUCCUGAUACGUUUUGGAUUAAUCCACUUGGGGUUCAUUUUGGACUCAUUAGAGCAGAGGACUUGGUCCAUGUUACCGAAGAAGGUGAGAUUUUGCCUGAUGGCAACCAAGCUCCUAUAAAUGCUGCCGGUUUUGCAAUUCACUCAUCAUUACAUAAAGCUAGACCAGAUGUCAAUGCCGCGUGUCAUUGUCACUCCAUAUAUGGGAAAGCAUAUAGUGCGUUUGGAAAAGAGUUGGAAAUUAUUAAUCAAGAUUCUUGCAUGUUUUUCAAGAAUCAAGCCGUUUAUACGGAUUUUGGCGGGGUUGCUUUAGAGAAGGAUGAAGGGCUGGCUAUUGCUAAAGCGGCUGGUUCUGCUAAUGCUAUUAUUUUACAGAAUCAUGGGUUAUUGACACUUGGUGAAACUAUUGAUGGUGCUGCUUAUUUGUUUACAUUGAUGGAGAAAUCGUGUCAGGUUCAAUUAUCGGUUGAUGCUGCUGUUUCAAAAGGGAAUCCUAGGAUAUUGAUACCUGAGGAGGAAGCUAGUUAUAGUGCUUUUGUUACUAAUGACCCUGAUACUUUAUAUGCUGCCUUCCAAGCUGAUUACAACUACCAAUUGAAGUUGUCGAAUGGCGACUUUUUGUUUGCAAAGUGA
This is a messenger RNA of Lodderomyces oxycetoniae, 873 nucleotides long. RefSeq lists its product as uncharacterized. Lineage: Eukaryota; Fungi; Ascomycota; Pichiomycetes; Serinales; Debaryomycetaceae. The record is from RefSeq and is a predicted model, not a curated record. Gene Ontology annotation, cellular component: cytoskeleton. Bases 1 to 873 code for a protein of 290 amino acids. The transcript has a single exon. Gene Ontology annotation, molecular function: actin filament binding.